Messenger RNA from Malania oleifera, 3509 nucleotides. RefSeq names its product chaperone protein ClpB4, mitochondrial. Gene Ontology annotation, biological process: protein refolding; cellular response to heat. The record is from RefSeq and is a predicted model, not a curated record. The coding region runs from base 190 to 3147 and encodes 985 amino acids. Gene Ontology annotation, cellular component: cytoplasm. NCBI's taxonomy places the organism in Eukaryota, Viridiplantae, Streptophyta, Magnoliopsida, Santalales, Ximeniaceae. The transcript is spliced from 10 exons. Gene Ontology annotation, molecular function: ATP hydrolysis activity; ATP binding.
ACACAUUUGGUACUUCCGAAAUCCGAAUGUCUGCUUGCCUCUUCCCCAAGCUUCCCGAAACCCCCAAAUGUUGCCACGAAGAUUUUCGAAACGGCCGAAACGGAAGCAUAGAAAACAGAAAGCAAAAAGAAAGCAGAAGCAAACCGCUAUCAACCAGACGAAACGUAGCUUGUCACCUGCUGUUCUCCCAUGGCGACUCGACGAACUUCCAGGCUCGCCAGGCCGGUUCUCGCCGCCGUUAGAGCAUCCGAAAUCUCCUCUUCCGCUGCCCUUCGUCGCGCUCGGCCCGUCCCCUCGCGUGCCGGUGAGCUGUCGGGCACAAGCGGCUUCGCCUCGCGGCCGUGCGUUGUUGAUGGGGCUGCGGAGAGUGUUAGUGUUGCCAAGUGCUUAAACGGCGUCGUUGGGAACAGUUUCAGUCGCAAGUUUCACUCCUCAGCUCCUUCUUAUUCUUCUCAUGCGGAUUCUUCCCAGAUAUCUCAGUCAGAGUUUACUGAGAUGGCAUGGGAGGGAGUAGUUGGUGCAGUUGAUGCAGCACGGAACAGUAGACAGCAAGUUGUUGAGUCUGAGCAUUUAAUGAAAGCUCUUUUGGAGCAAAAAGAUGGCUUGGCUCGUAGAAUAUUCACUAAGGCAGCGCUUGACAACACAUCGGUUUUGCAGGCAACAGAUGACUUUAUAUCCCAGCAACCCAAGGUGACUGGUGAUACUGGCGGACCUAUAUUGGGUGUACAUCUCAAGAUCACUUUAGACAAUGCCAGAAAGCAUAAGAAAGAUAUGCAGGAUGAUUUUUUGUCUGUUGAGCAUCUAGUAUUGGCAUUACAUUCUGAUACGAGGUUUGGGAAGCAGUUGUUCAGGAACCUUCAGCUCAGCGAGAAGGAUUUGAAGGAUGCCAUUCGAGCUGUUCGUGGAAGUCAGAGAGUUACUGAUCAAAAUCCUGAAGGAAAAUAUGAGGCACUUGACAAAUAUGGUAGUGACUUAACUGAACUUGCCAGGCGUGGUAAACUUGAUCCUGUUAUAGGUCGGGAUGAUGAAAUUCGGCGUUGUAUUCAGAUCUUAUGCCGGAGAACAAAAAAUAAUCCUGUUAUCAUUGGCGAGCCUGGUGUGGGAAAAACUGCGAUUGCCGAAGGAUUAGCUCAAAGAAUUGUGCGUGGGGAUGUUCCUGAACCGCUUCUGAAUCGAAAGUUGAUCUCCCUGGACAUGGGUUCAUUGGUUGCUGGUGCUAAGUUCCGUGGAGAUUUUGAGGAAAGACUAAAAGCUGUGCUGAAGGAAGUCACCUCUUCAAAUGGGCAGAUUAUCUUGUUCAUUGAUGAGAUCCAUACUGUUGUUGGUGCAGGGGCUACAACUGGUGCUAUGGAUGCUGGAAACUUGUUGAAACCAAUGCUUGGUCGAGGUGAGCUCCGAUGCAUAGGAGCCACCACAUUGAAUGAGUAUAGGAAAUACAUUGAAAAGGAUCCUGCUCUUGAGCGUAGAUUUCAACAAGUGUUUUGCGGUCAGCCAUCUGUCGAAGACACAGUUUCCAUUCUGCGUGGAUUGCGUGAGCGUUAUGAGCUGCAUCAUGGUGUCAAAAUAUCAGACAGCGCCCUUGUUUCAGCAGCAGUUCUUUCAGAUCAAUAUAUUACUGAUCGUUUUUUGCCUGAUAAAGCCAUUGAUCUUGUUGAUGAAGCUGCUGCAAAGCUGAAGAUGGAAAUCACUUCUAAGCCUACUGAGUUGGAUGAAAUAGAUAGAGCUGUGCUAAAAUUGGAGAUGGAAAAACUAUCCUUGAAAAAUGAUACUGAUAAAGCAUCCAAAGAGAGAUUAAGCAAGCUGGAAAAUGAUCUAGCUUCACUCAAACAGAAACAAAAAGAAUUAAAUGAACAAUGGGAGCAGGAGAAGGUUCUGAUGACUCGAAUACGAUCACUUAAAGAGGAGAUUGAUAGAGUCAACCUGGAGAUGGAAGCUGCUGAGCGCGAGUACGACUUAAAUCGUGCUGCUGAGCUCAAAUAUGGAACACUGAUUUCUCUUCAGCGUCAGCUGGAAGAGGCUGAGCAGAACCUUGCUGAUUUCCGGAAGUCUGGAAAAUCUUUGCUUCGUGAAGAGGUCACUGAUCUUGAUAUUGCUGAAGUUGUUAGUAAAUGGACAGGCAUACCAUUACAAAACCUUCAACAGUCUGAAAGGGACAAGCUGAUCAUGCUAGAAGAGGUUUUACACAGGAGAGUUGUUGGUCAGGAUAUGGCUGUCAAAUCAGUAGCUGAUGCAAUUCGGCGUUCAAGAGCAGGAUUGUCCGACCCAAACCGGCCAAUAGCAAGUUUCAUGUUCUUGGGCCCCACUGGUGUUGGUAAGACAGAGCUUGCAAAGACUCUAGCUGGUUUCCUCUUUAACACAGAAAAUGCUCUUGUAAGAAUCGACAUGAGUGAGUAUAUGGAAAAGCAUGCAGUAUCACGCUUAGUUGGUGCACCACCAGGUUAUGUUGGUUAUGAAGAAGGUGGACAGCUCACUGAAGUUGUUCGUAGGAGACCAUACUCUGUUGUACUCUUUGAUGAAAUUGAAAAGGCACAUCACGAUGUAUUUAACAUUCUAUUGCAACUACUGGAUGAUGGAAGAAUAACUGAUUCUCAAGGGAGGACGGUCAGCUUUACAAACUGUGUUGUGAUAAUGACAUCAAAUAUUGGGUCCCAGGUUAUUCUUGAAACUCUUCAAAAUACGGAGGAUAGCAAGGACGCAGUUUAUGAUUUGAUGAAAAGGCAGGUUGUUGAGUUGGCAAGGCAAACUUUCCGCCCGGAAUUCAUGAACCGAAUUGAUGAGUAUAUUGUUUUCAAGCCUUUGGACUCGAAAGAGAUACGCAGAAUCGUAGAGAUACAGAUGAUUCGUGUGAAAGACAGACUCAAACAAAAGAAAAUUGAUCUCCAUUACACAAAAGCAGCUGUUGAUCUUCUGGGAAAAUUGGGCUUUGACCCAAAUUUUGGAGCCAGGCCAGUGAAGAGAGUUAUACAGCAAAUGGUUGAGAAUGAAAUUGCCAUGGGAGUGUUAAGAGGAGAGUUCAAAGAAGACGACUCUGUCAUUGUUGAUGCAGAUGUGUCUCCCCCUGCCAAGGGCCUUCCUCCCCAAAAGAUGUUGCUCAUAAAAAAAGUGGACAGUGGUUCUCCACCCGAGGCUAUGGUUGCCAAUAACUAACACUGCAUUCAACUUUGUAUUUAUAGUGAAGUGACGAGCACUGUUUUGGCCCUUGGGACUGAAGGUAAUGGAUUUUAUUUUUCUUUCCUAUUUUUUUUUCUCGCUCUUGAAAUGUUGUAGAUUAUAAUAUGAGGUGCAUAGCUAGUGAUUUGGUUUUUUUUUUUUUUUUCCACCUCGUCUCAACAUGCUCGCUUGUUCUGGUAUUAAACCACGAAAUGUCUUGUCAACUUCCUUCUCCCGCUAAAACGUGAACAUCAUUGUCUGCAGUUUCUCUCAAGGCAAUAAAGGGUGUUCCUUUUUGUAGUAUGGACUCAUAUUUUGUUCUGCUUUCAUAAGCCAAAUGUAAAUAGACUUUACAAGCA